AUGGAUGCUCGCAUGACACUCCCGGAGGAGUGGAAACUCGCCCCCCUCAGCCGACAGGGCCUCACAUUCUUCGCUACGAUGCGAAGUCGCAGGGGUCUAACCCAGCUGAUCAAACUCGCAAAGAUCGCCCGAACCGAGCAACGGCCUUCUGGGGCGGCGCUGGUUCUGCCCAUUGGAGAUGUGGAGGGUGCUGGAAAGGAUGACGAAACGAUCGCAGGAACGGAUGAUGAAACGAUCGUAGGAACGGACGACGGAACGAUUGACGAGAAUGAUGCUGGGACGGAUGCUGGAACGGACGCUGGAAUGGCCUCAAUGGUCUGCAUGGUCGAGCUGGCUCAGAGUAUCCGGCGCCUCGAAGAUCAAGAGCUGGUGUCCAGUCUCAUCACAAGGCUUUACGAGAUCUCUCUGUUCCAAGCGAUGGAGCUGGACCGUUCCGAGGACCCAGUGCGCGCAGCUGAAGACUUCUCCAGCAUGAUGGAGAGCUCUGGGUGCGACAACGACAUGGUGAAGUACCACACGCUGAUGGGGAAAAAGUCGUUCUUGCUUUGCGGUGGUCACAUUGGCUUGGCCGCGCUGAUGCCGUUGAGCGCCCACGGUGAGUUGGACCAUCGCCAGGAACUCGGUUUAGAGGAAGCGACCGCCAUUGGGGCCUUGUUUCACGACGACUGGGCCAGGAAGAUGUGCAGCCUGGGUCAGGAUCUCUCCUACAUUCUGAAAGACAACGAGACACGCCAGUUGCCCCUUGACCGAGUUGCUGGCGAUAUGCAAUGGGCAGUCAUGUCCGAGUGGGACGGCGUGGUUGACAAGUGGGCCAAGUAUCCAUGCCGUUGCGAUGAUGAUUAA
Ilyonectria robusta is the source of this 843-nucleotide messenger RNA. RefSeq lists its product as uncharacterized. The transcript has a single exon. The record is from RefSeq and is a predicted model, not a curated record. Bases 1 to 843 code for a protein of 280 amino acids. NCBI's taxonomy places the organism in Eukaryota, Fungi, Ascomycota, Sordariomycetes, Hypocreales, Nectriaceae.